Brassica napus (rape) is the source of this 1420-nucleotide messenger RNA. RefSeq lists its product as uncharacterized. The record is from RefSeq and is a predicted model, not a curated record. The transcript has a single exon. NCBI's taxonomy places the organism in Eukaryota, Viridiplantae, Streptophyta, Magnoliopsida, Brassicales, Brassicaceae. The coding region runs from base 681 to 893 and encodes 70 amino acids.
CAUACAAUAUAAUCAAAGUUUAAGUUACUGGUUAAAAAAAAAAAAUCAAAGUUUAAGUUACUAAACAUGGCCUAUCCAGUCUUAUUGAACAGGUUGUUUCCAAUUUCAACCAACCGACAAAGUUAACACAAAAAAAAUGAUAAGAUAAAUACACAUCGCUUGAACCCUGUUAUACAGUACGAACCUAUACAGUUACGACUUACGACCUAAGCAAUGAGGCAGAAAUAUCAAGUUUCCUACCAUUAAUUACGGUAAACCAAACCGAAUUCUAGUAACCAACUUAAACCGAAUCACAACAUUGCUAUUAUAUUUUCCUCCUCAUUUGCUUGAAAUUCGCGGGACGCGAUCUUCGGUGAGAGCCACAAAAACAAAACCUUGUUGUCCAAGACAGAAACCGUGUUGUGUUAACUUGUUUGAUCCGUUUCAUUAUUUGUUUUUGGUUCAAAUGUUGAAACCCAGUAAUUUCUACGUAAAAGUCAAACCAUAUCAAUAUUAAUUUCAAUAUAUAUAUAUAUAUAUAUAUAUAUGUAUCAACUCUAAGUGUCUAAGUGCAAGACAAAUCGUAGGCAAAAAAAAAAAAAUCGUAGACCUUACAAGUUAACUUUUGUUUCCUUCCUUCUUUUUUUUUGGUCAACGGACUUUUCUUUCCUUCUUUAGUUCAAAGAGACAACAAAGUGGUGAUGAAGAAGCAAGUGGUCUUUGGAGUGAUCUUGCUUGCACUCUUCUUGAUUUUCAUUAACGCCAAACAAGUAGAAGCCACAAGGCUGUUAGGAACCACCGUCGAUAGUGAGAUCCGGUCUGUGUUCCAGUCGUUGCAGAAGGGUACGGUUCCUGAAUCCGGCAGGAACCGUUGCACUCAUAUCCCCAAAGGCUCGGGAAAGUGCCACGGAUGAACACGCGCGUAUAUUUUGAUCCCAAUACUCAAACAUAUUUUGUUCUUGUAUAUAUACGUAACCGUUCCUGUAUACAUAUGUACUAUAGCAAAUAUAUGGUACACGUUUCAUUGUUUUGUAGACUUUAGAAACAAUUUGAUAGUCAGUGACAAAAAAAAAAACAAAAUUUGAAAGGAGAUAAAUUAUUUGAUUAUUUUACAAAUCAUUGUUUAUGUUUUGAUAAACCGGAAGCCUACCAUAAAUUCAAUAAAAAGGUUUUGUCUCUCUAGUGGUUAUCAAUUCUGAUCAGCUUCAAUUCAAGUACUAAAAAGAAAGUAACCAGUCUAAAGAUUCCGGUAAUGUUUAUUCGGCGUAAGUGUCGUCAAACGCUCAAUAUUAUUCGCAAUCCGAUACAGAGAACCGAGUCAGAAACCAAACCGGUUUAGAUUGGUUUGAUUCAAAUGUUGUUCUUCCUAGGCGAGAGAGGUUCUUAAAACACUUAAACCUUCAACAAUUUCGAUUGAAGAUUUUCCCGAGAUUUGGGAGUA